This is a messenger RNA of Drosophila willistoni, 1097 nucleotides long. Its product is annotated as ceramide-1-phosphate transfer protein. Gene Ontology annotation, biological process: ceramide transport; intermembrane lipid transfer. The transcript is spliced from 2 exons. The coding region runs from base 170 to 838 and encodes 222 amino acids. NCBI's taxonomy places the organism in Eukaryota, Metazoa, Arthropoda, Insecta, Diptera, Drosophilidae. Gene Ontology annotation, molecular function: ceramide 1-phosphate binding; ceramide 1-phosphate transfer activity. The record is from RefSeq and is a predicted model, not a curated record. Gene Ontology annotation, cellular component: cytosol; cytoplasm; membrane.
GUGCCGCCAAAUAAGUGGGCGAAUUCGUAACUGCGGUGCGAAUUUCUUGAGGGCGAAUUGGCAUUGGCGAAGCAAAAGAACAAUAACAAAGAAAAGGAAUAAAUAAAGGAAAGGAACAGUAAAAAGGCAUAACAAAAAAGAGAAUAAACAAAAAAGAAAAAGGAUAACAAUGUCCAACGGGAACUUGACCACUGAUGUGAUUUCAUCCCCUGUUCUUGAUUGUUUUGACAUCGAGAAAGUUGCCGAGCUCUUUGAAAGCAGCCUUCUAGAUGGGGACGAUGUGCUCUUGGAUGCCUACUUGGCUGCCUAUGAGGAGAUAAUGAAAUUCUUCCAACUUAUGGGAAGCGUUUUCAGCUUUGUCAGUAGCGAUGUGCGUACCAAAAUUGACAUUCUAUACGAUCUUAGACGAACGGACACGGAUGAGGAGAAACCAUUUGAGAGUAUUAAGGCCAUGCUGCUCCAUGAAAAGGAUAAUAAUUUACUUAAGAAAAAGGGUUACGUAUCUGGGAGUCGCACGCUUCUGAGAUUGCAUCGUGGCCUGGAGUUUGUCUAUGAGUUUCUGGAUCGUGUUCAGGGUAUCAUGGAUGUGGACAAAACCCAUGAUGUAUGCAAAUCGGCGUAUGAUGAUACAUUGGGUAAGCAUCAUCCGUUUCUAAUUAGAAAAGGAGCUGCCCUGGCCAUGUAUGCCAUGCCCACAAGAGGAGAUCUUUUGCGGCGUGUAUGUGAUGAUGUUCCAAAAGCCAUAGAGAAGCUUCCAGCUAUGUUGCAAUAUACUCGCAUAGCAUACGAUCGCACAGAUGAGCUCUAUACGCUUCACAAUUUGCAUUCUUUGCCUUAGAAUAUGUGUAAAAUCAAUUUAAAACCAAUUUAUUAUAUGUAUUAUGCUCCACAAUUUAUGUAUUUUAUGUUAGUCAAUGGAUUAUUAUGUGUUGUUCUCUUUGUUUUAGCAUUCCAAUUAUUAUUUAUAUAUAUAAAAUUAAUAUCUAUUAAACAAUUAAUUGCUGCCUUGCCCAAUGGCUGUGCUAUGUCAAUCUACCAAAACCAAAUAUCACUCACAUUACUUAUGACUAAACAUUAAAUGGUCAAUCUUAUCUAAA